AUGUCUCCGCCUCCACUCCACUGUCUCCGCCUCCUCUCCCAUGUCUCCGCCUCCUCUCCCAUGUCUCCGCCUCCUCUCCCAUGUCUCCGCCUCCUCUCCCCUGUCUCCGCCUCCACUCCACUGUCUCCGCCUCCUCUCCACUGUCUCCGCCUCCUCUCCACUGUCUCCGCCUCCUCUCCCAUGUCUCCGCCUCCUCUCUACUGUCUCCGCCUCCUCUCCACUGUCUCCGCCUCCUCUCCACUGUCUCCGCCUCCUCUCCACUGUCUCCGCCUCCUCUCCCCUGUCUCCGCCUCCUCUCUCCUGUCUCCCAUGUCUCCGCCUCCUCUCCCCUGUCUCCGCCUCCUCUCCCCUGUCUACGCCUCCUCUCCAGUGUCUCCGCCUCCUCUCCAGUGUCUCCGCCUCCUCUCCACUGUCUCCACCUCCUCUCCCCUGUCUCCGCCUCCUCUCCCCUGUCUCCCCUGUCUCCGCCUCCUCUCCCCUGUCUCCGCCUCCUCUCCCCUGUCUCCGCCUCCUCUCCCUGUCUCCGCCUCCUCUCCUCUCCCCCUCCGUCUCCGCCUCCUCUCCCCUGUCUCCGCCUCCUCUCCCCUGUCUCCCCUGUCUCCGCCUCCUCUCCCCUGUCUCCGCCUCUUCUCCCCUGUCUCCGCCUCCUCUCCGCUGUCUCCGCCUCCUCUCCACUGUCUCCCCUGUCUCCGCCUCCUCUCCCCUGUCUCCCCUGUCUCCGCCUCCUCUCCCCUGUCUCCGCCUCCUCUCCACUGUCUCCGCCUCCUCUCCAGUGUCUCCGCCUCCUCUCCACUGUCUCCAACUCCUCUCCACUGUCUCCGCCUCCUCUCCACUGUCCCCGCCUCCUCUCCACUGUCCCCGCCUCCUCUCCCUUGUCUCUGCCUCCUCUCCCUUGUCUCUACCUCCUCUCCCAUGUCUCUGCCUCCUCUCCACUGUCUCCGCCUCCUCUCCACUGUCUCCGCCUCUUCUCCCCUGUCUCCGCCUCCUCUCCACUGUCUCCGCCUCCUCUCCACUGUCUCCGCCUCCUCUCCCAUUCUCCGCCUCCUCUCCACUGUCCCCGCCUCCUCUCCCCUGUCUCUGCCUCCUCUCCACUGUCCCCGCCUCCUCUCCCCUGUCUCUGCCUCCUCUCCACUGUCUCUGCCUCCUCUCCACUGUCCCCGCCUCCUCUCCCUUGUCUCUACCUCCUCUCCCCUGUCUCUGCCUCCUCUCCACUGUCUCUGCCUCCUCUCCACUGUCCCCGCCUCCUCUCCCCUGUCUCUGCCUCCUCUCCACUGUCUCUGCCUCCUCUCCACUGUCCCCGCCUCCUCUCCCCUGUCUCUGCCUCCUCUCCACUGUCCCCGCCUCCUCUCCCCUGUCUCUGCCUCCUCUCCACUGUCUCCGCCUCCUCUCCACUGUCCCCGCCUCCUCUCCCUUGUCUCUACCUCCUCUCCCCUGUCUCCGCCUCCUCUCCACUGUCUCCGCCUCCUCUCCACUGUCCCCGCCUCCUCUCCCUUGUCUCUACCUCCUCUCCCCAGUCUCCGCCUCCUCUCCACUGUGUCUACCUCCUCUCCCCUGUCUCCGCCUCCUCUCUCAUGUCUCCGCCUCCUCUCCACUGUCUCUACCUCCUCUCCCAUUUCUCUACCUCCUCUCCCCUUUCUUCGCCUCCUCUCCACUGUCCCCGCCUCCUCUCCCUUGUCUCUACCUCCUCCCUGUGACAGCUCUGUUUGGGAGGUGGUUUCCUAG
Messenger RNA from Knipowitschia caucasica, 1722 nucleotides. The record is from the annotation of a GenBank genome assembly. NCBI's taxonomy places the organism in Eukaryota, Metazoa, Chordata, Actinopteri, Gobiiformes, Gobiidae.